CCGCCGUGAACUUCCGCCGGGUUUCCUGCCUGGAAUGUGAAUGAGUCCAAAUGAAGGUGAAGGAGCCUCCCGUCUGCUCCGUGUUUACCUGAGUCACCAGGACUUCUGUGUUGUUUACAUACACACAGCUCCACGACCGCCUCCACGCAGAGAGGUGAAAUCCACGCGGAUACAAGGAUGAAGGGACUGACGGUUCUGUCUCUGCUCGUCUGGCUCUGCGCCGUCUACUUCGUGGGCAUCUACCUGUUCGUGGGCGGCUUCCUGCUGGUGAGGCUGGAGGUGAACCGGACCAGCGCCUGCGGGGACGUGCUGCAGCCCGGCGUGGAGCCGCUGGACUUCUGCCAGUCCCGGCCUCGGUUCCGCAGGGCUGUGAUCCUCAUCAUCGACGCCCUGAAGAUCGACUUCGCCCGGUUUGACCGAAGCAACACCGCGCCGCGACCCUACGAGAACAAGCUGCCGGUGUUGGAGGAGGCGGUGUCCUCCAGGCCCAGCCAGAGCCGCCUGUACCCGUUCAGAGCAGACCCACCGACCACCACCAUGCAGAGGAUCAAGGGCUUCACCACGGGCUCCCUGCCGACCUUUGUGGAUGUCGGCAACAACUUUGCAUCCAGCGCCAUCUUGGAGGAUAACCUCAUCCACCAGCUGGGACAGAUGGGUAAACGGGUUGUCUUCAUGGGCGAUGACACUUGGGAAAACCUGUUCCCUAAAAAGUUCUACCGCUCUCUGCCUUUCCCUUCCUUCAACGUGAAGGACCUUCACACUGUGGAUAACGGCAUCCUGCAGCACCUCUACUCCACCAUGGUGGGCGAUGACUGGGACGUGCUGGUGGCCCAUUUCCUCGGAGUUGAUCACUGCGGGCACAGGUUUGGGCCCGACCACCCCGCCAUGUCCGACAAGCUCACCCAGAUGGACGGAGUGAUCAGGGCUGUGAUCGACCGCCUGCAGAACGACACCCUGCUGGUGGUGAUGGGAGACCAUGGGAUGACCGACACAGGAGACCAUGGAGGAGAGAGUCAGAAGGAGACAGAUGCUGCGCUCUUCCUCUACAGUCCCUCCGCCAUCUUUCCUGGUCCGCCGUCUCAGGACGAGCCGGAUGUUGUUCCUCAGACGGACCUGGUUCCGACUCUGGCCCUGCUGUUGGGAAUACCGAUCCCGUUCAGCAGCGUGGGGCAGGUCCUGCUGCCUUUGUUUGCGCCGCAUCAGCAGACAGAAGCCGCAGACGGACGCCUCAGCCAGCUGGAGGCGCUGUGGAUCAACACCAAACAGGUGAACCGCUUCCUGGAGACCUACUCCGGUUUGGCCAAAGACAUCGACCCACAGAGCCUCUCUGAGCUGAAGGCUCAGUUCGCCCGCCUCUCCUCAGAGUACCUCAGCGCGCUCAGGGAGGGGCGGGCGCCCUCGCAGCGCCUGGCCUCCUCCAUGCAGGAUUACCUCACCGCCGUCAGGGACACCUGUCGAGCAACGUGGGCCCGAUUCAACCCGGCGAAGAUGGCGGGCGGUUUGGCCGUGUUGACGUUCGCCUGCGUGGCGUGUUUGGUGACGUCAGAGCUGUCCGUGGUGCUGACGGAGGAGAAACGCGCAGCGCUGAAGGCCCCGGCUACCGUGGCCAUAGCUGUCGGAGUCGGUGUCGCCGCCGCUCAGCUGCUGACCCGGGGUUACGCGGAGGCGGCGUGGAGCCUGGCGGCGGGUGCCAUCAGCUCGGAGGUGAUCUUCCUAUGGAGGGCCUGGCGGCUGAAGCGCUCCGCCGUUUUAAAGAACGGAGCCAAAGCUUCGAAGCUCUCCAGGUGGCUCAUCCCGCGCCGCCUCCUGCUGCCGUGGCUCGCCGUGGCGCUCCUCCGCUGUGCCUCCCUGCUCUCUGACAGCUAUGUGAUCCACGAAGGCCGGGUCGUGACCUUCCUCCUGCUCUCUCUGGCGCUCUGCGUUCCCAUCCACCUCAACUGGAACGGCCAUCUUCUGCCUCCGACGCCCGAUCCUCUGAAGUCUGCGGGGCUGCUGCCUUCACCCACUUUAACUCCAGCAGCCAUCAGGAAGGAAAGCGGCACCCUGCUGGGCUGCCUGGGUCUUCUGGUCCUCUGCUCCUACCUGUCGCUAUGGUUUCACGGCUGCAGAGAGGAGCAGGGCCUCUGCCAGCCGUCGCCGUUUCUCUCCCCGCUCUCGCGGCUGCAGGACAACCAGCUGAAGAACAUCUACUACAUUUUAUCUGUCGCCUCUCUGGCUGUUUGUGCGUACCUCCUGAGACUCUGCCUGUGUCACUACGGCAACCUCAACUCCUCUGGGGGUUCCGCUUUCGCCGCUCGGUGGAUUCUGCCGCUGCUUUGUGUUUGCACAGGGCUCCACUGGGCCGUCGGAGCCACGGCGGAGGACGCUUUCCGGCAGCUGGCGGAGCUGAUCCGCACGGCACAGCUGGCCCUGCCCAGAGCCGCCUUCUGCCUGCUGGGGGCGGCGCUGUCCCUGGUCUGGGCGGACCCGCUCACUGUGUUCAUGAAGACCCGGAACGCAGCUUCAUCCAGAAGCUCCGCCCUCCCUCCUCCCCGCUACCGGGCGAGCACCGGCAUCAGCCCGCAGGCCGAGCUGCACCACCUGAUCCCACAGAUCUACCAGCGCAUGCGUCGCUCCCUGGAGGACGGGGAGCUCAGCGGAGGCGGCGAGGACGACAACAGGCCCGCGGUGGAGGCCUACGGACUGGGAACGGUGUACUCCGCUCCGCUGCUGCUGUUCUGCGGCCUGCUGGGAGUCGGGCUGCUGCUGCUGCACCCGGAGGGGAUGAGUCUGGCCUUUCUGCUGCUGCUGCUAGAAAUGGGAGCUCUGCUCCACAUCCACGCCUCCUCCACCACCCUCAGCGGCUCCCCUGGAGCUAACCCGGGUGCUUUUAACGUCCCGUGGACGCCUGUGGUGUUGUGGUCGCUGGCAGCUUCACAGUUCUUCCACGCCACCGGUCACCUGCCCACCUUCCCUUCCAUCCAGUGGGGGGCGGCCUUUGUGGGAUUCCCAGACGGACACGUGGGCACCGUGCUGCCGGCCUCCCUGGUUACCCUCAACACCUUCGCCUCACACAUUUUAUUUGCUGUGGGUUGUCCUUUGCUGCUGUUCUGGCCUCUGGUGCGUGAGGUCAGAGGGAGCAGAGGGGGCCGAGGUUACGGGGAAGAAGGCGAGGACGCCGUGAUGGAAAUGAGACUGAGGGAGAACCCCCAUCAGUUCAGCGCCGCUCUGCUGCAGCUCGCAACACGCUACCUCUUUAUCCUGGGAGCACAGACGUUUUCCUCAGUCUGUGCUGCUGCCAUUCUCAGGAGACACCUAAUGGUGUGGAAGGUUUUUGCACCCAAGUUGAUGUUUGAAGCCUCCGGGUUCCUGGUGAGCAGCACGUUCCUGCUGAUCGGAGUCACGUUAGUCAUCAGAGUCGACGUGGCCGUGGGCCGCUGGUUUAAAAGACUAAUCCCGAGCGUCUCCAGGUAGCACUAAAGCCCACCCUGCCACAAACUGAACCAGAUGUGAGCGGGAAGGAGUUGCACAUAAAAACACCCGUGUUGGACAUCUCCAUAAACACACUUCAUCAAGCUGCCUGGAAAAAACUCUUAGGGCUUCUUUUGUGCACUAUUGGCGGAGGAGGACCUCAGGUCAUUGGACCCUCAACACAAAGGUUGGAGUUUUUUCUGAUGGUCGUUGUCCGGCCUUCAAUGAAUGUUUCUUUUCUGCUCUCUGACUCAUGGAUGAAACUUCCAGCCGCUCAGUCGAGCAUUUCCAACUUUUGACACACUGGUUCUGGUCAGUGGUCUUUACGGCAUGAAUGUUGUAUUCAUUUGGACAUUUAUUGUUGGGUUUUAACAGUUUUUUUUUUUUUUAGUUAGCUGCUAACAUCGCCUCAUUCAGCCUGGUGUGGAGGUUCAGAUUAAUUGUAGAGUUUAUCUAAUCACGACAGCUUGAAUAUUAAACCUUUACACAAACACGGCUGAUACUUGGUGACAUCACACCCUGACAUCAUUAAAAAGGUCAUUGCAUCAUUUAGGUUCGGUUUUCGACAGUUUAUGCUUUCUGAAACCAGUUUUUGUCCAGGUUUAAACCAGUUACAUGUUAACCUCUAUCAUUUAAACCGAUUUUACGCAGCAUUAGCAGCAGAGCAUCUCACAGCAUGACCCUGCCACUGCUUUGCCUUACAGUUGGUGCAGAGAUCCGAGACCCUGUGACCAAACGGCUGAGUGAAAACUGAAAAAUGUUGAUUCUCUCACUCCACCUAAAACCGCUCUAUCUGCGGACACUGAAGCUGAUGAUCAGCUUGGUCCUCUCUAACCGUAUAAAGCAUUUCUUUUUACCUGAGAUGCUUGAAACAUGCAGGCCUUCCAACAGAAUGUUGAUCCCAAACACAAUGAAACAACUUCAGAAAAAGCUGAUAUUCUGCUGUGUGAAUGUCUGCAGCCCAAACCGUUCUGGUAUUCGUUCUUAAUAAAGCCGCAUUGUCGCUGUUUAAAAGAGCACUUCAAAUCCUGCGGAGCAGCUUUGCCAAAUUUCCUGCUGGAAAAAUACUUAUGUAUUUAUAAAAGUGCGGUUAAAAUGUAGAAAAUAAAGACUCAUGCAGGUGAUGAUUGUUUAUUUUCCUCUAACCUGAACACUGAUCCCUGCCUCGGCCAUUAAAGCUGCAGCGUGUUUGUACUGAAAGGUUUCUCCGUUUACAGCCUCACCGCAGCCGUUUACAGGAGCUCGGUUUUUACGAUCCAUCCGUCGACUGAAGGGAUUUCUUAUUUGUUUUCUACAACAUUUUGUAUCUUUUCAGUAUAAAUAACCAGUAAACUGAUUUAGCGCAGCCGCCGCCUCCUAAUCUCUUAUUUUUUUUCACAACGGUUGAACGAAUAACUUGAAUGGUUGUGAAAUACUGACUUUUUUUAAUCGCCAUUUUUAACUUUUUAUUGAUUAUUUUCUGUAAUGUUUGAUGAUUGGUGCAUCAGACGGAGUGUCCGGGUUCAAGCUCAGGUGGAUGACAUCAGCCCAGGAGAUGCUUUUUGAUUGGUGGAGGAAUAAUGGGACGUUUAGGUGUAUUUUAUGGAACUGAUUUGCUUCAGUAUGAAUAGAUGAUGAUUUUACAUACUGUGAAAAUAAUAAUAAA
Molecule: messenger RNA, 5095 nt
Organism: Cyprinodon variegatus (sheepshead minnow)
Lineage: Eukaryota; Metazoa; Chordata; Actinopteri; Cyprinodontiformes; Cyprinodontidae
Gene: pigo
Product: phosphatidylinositol glycan anchor biosynthesis class O
Exons: 11
Coding region: 178-3453 (1091 amino acids)
Biological process (GO): GPI anchor biosynthetic process
Cellular component (GO): endoplasmic reticulum membrane
Molecular function (GO): mannose-ethanolamine phosphotransferase activity
Source: RefSeq, a predicted model, not a curated record